This is a messenger RNA of Saccostrea echinata, 5269 nucleotides long. RefSeq names its product zinc finger protein 608-like. The record is from RefSeq and is a predicted model, not a curated record. The coding region runs from base 250 to 4233 and encodes 1327 amino acids. Gene Ontology annotation, cellular component: nucleus. Gene Ontology annotation, biological process: regulation of transcription by RNA polymerase II. NCBI's taxonomy places the organism in Eukaryota, Metazoa, Mollusca, Bivalvia, Ostreida, Ostreidae. The transcript is spliced from 6 exons.
CGUACACUCUAGUUUAGACAGUAGGAGCAGAGACGAACAAAGAAGACCCGAUCAAAAAUCUUCAUCUGUCGAAAUGUAGAUGAAAUUUGGAUUAAAAACAGGUCAUUUAUAAAGAGGAAUAUCCUUAAUCUUGCAAUAUACGGUUUGACUCAUGCAGUGAAGUCUAGAUGCAGAUUGUAGAUGGAUGAGGAACUUGGUGACCAGAAAUCUACCCCAGUCUCAUUGGGACAUUAACUCCCGAAGAGAAAAAUGAGCUCAGAGCACCAGGCCACAGUGGACAAAGGCUUGAGAAUGAAAAUUACCAAACGCACUAACAAAAAUACAGCAGCCAUGAAGAAUGAAAGUAAAAAUGAAUCCCCAAAAAACGGUGAUCAGAAAAAUUCUCAAAAUGAGAAAGAUGGAGGAUCAAGUGGGGGUGCAGCUAAUGGAGGAAUGAACAAACCAAACACUGCAGGGGAGAAGUCCCCUAAGGUCAAAGGUGUUCAUAAGAAGGACAGAGGGAAAGAAACAAAGGGAGGUAAAUCUGGCGAUGGAGGAACUACAGGUCUGGCCUCUGUCAGUGCAUCACUAGAUAAUGCUUUUUCUCAGGUGUCUUUGGAACCCAAACUUGGAGAAACAGCAGACCCAUACGAAUUUAAUGCAAAGGUUGAAGAUGGCAUUAGUAUACCUGUUAAAAGCAAGGGGAAAGGAGAUAAAGAAAAGGGUGAGGCCAAUAGUGAUGGAGUCUCAGAUCAAUGUGUGGGCACGGAUACAUGUUCUGUUGCCACGGAAACAGAACCAGAUUGUCUGGGUCCAUGUGAGCCAGGCACACAUGUGAAUUUAGAUGGCAUUGUAUGGCAGGAGACUGAAAACGGUGUGUUAGUUGUCAAUGUUACAUGGAGAGGAAAAACCUAUGUUGGAACUCUGCUGGAUGCCACCAAGCAUGACUGGGCACCACCAAGACCUAACUGUGAAUCUCCUGUGAGUGAUUUUGAGACAAGAACCCCCAAAGGAAGAGGUGCAAAAAGGGGGCGGGGCAGUUCUACAGGAACACCUGUUAAUGAAAAACUAAUGGAAGGGAGAAAACUGCGCAAGGGUAGACGGGGCAGCACCUUCACGGCACCUCCUAGUCCCGCUAAAUCAGACAUCUCUACUCUCUCUACUAGUUCUGGCCUGAAACGUAAGGGGCGCCCAACUGAUAUAGAUUUAUCAGGGGAGAAGUCAAAAAAGAGGAGUAGAUCUUGUUCUCGUGGAAAUUCUGGAGAGGUUGAGAGCCCCUUGUCAGGAUUACUUGAGUGUCCUGAGCCAUCAUGUAAUAAGAAAUACCGAAAUCCAAAUGGUCUUCGAUACCACCAGUCUCAUGCACACACAUCUGCUGGUAGUGGGGUAGACAUGGAUGAUGAAUCACGAGAUAUGAUGGAUAAUGAAGAUUCUAUUUUAGAUGAGCUGGAGAGUAACCUUGGUGAUAAUAACUGUGAUGUGAAUUCUAGUGCUAUAAAUAAUGACCUCAAUCAACUGGAAAUUGAGGAGGAAAGUAACUUCAGUGUAAAGAGAUCAGACGAAGACUUCUCUCGGGAUGGGGCUGCAAUCAAGGCUGAAAGUAGAGAAACUGAUAGUGCUACAGUGUCUCAAGUGAGUCAAGUUCCCAUUAAACCAAUCAAAAAGGACAUUAUAAGUGUCGCUCCACAUAUACAUCCUACUCCGUCAGUGGCAGUGGCCACUGCAACUCCAUUCCAUGUCGUAUCUACACAACAAGUGUCACCAAGUUUUGGGAACACACUCUCACAAUCAAAAUCUGUGUCCACUGGAUUAGUAACCCCAAUAACUGCAACCAUAGUGACAGCCACUCCCAUACAGACUUCCCUGCCUUUGAAUGACCAAUUAGCAAAGCCUCCAAUAAGGCCAAAAACAGGAACUGGUCACCCCCGUCCAAUCAUGCCUUCAAAUUUCAUUGCCUUGACAACAAAUGCAGCUCACAGUAAUUUGACACCAGUGACUACACAUGUCCCAAGCACAACACAGCUGAAGCCUAUCCAACCAAAGCCAACUGUCAUGGGGGAAACACCCCUUGUUAACAAUGUUCUUCUGGGACUUAAUAAAGAAAGAAAACAAAAACCAAAGAAGAAAGCAAAGGACUCUGUGUCACUGCCAAUAUCCUGCACAUCAACAUUAUCAUCUACAACUACUUCUACCUCAUCAUCACCUUUUGGUUCAAGCCACAAAAAGUCUCUUGUAAAACUGGAUGGAGGUAAACAUGAACCACAGGGUGUUAUAAAAGUAGCUCCAAUUGUAGCUAAACCCAUAGAGACAAAACAAGAAAAAAUAGAACCUGAACCCAUUCGACCCCUUGGUGCUAAUGUAGGGGUGAUUCAAGCCCAGGUUCAUCCAAUGAAGGGGAUUGACUUGUCCUCUAGAUGCAAUGAAUCCUCCCCUAGUGUUUUAAAAGUGACACCAUCACUGCAUGUGCCAGAUAGCAAUAAGAAUAUGUCAGACAAUGUGCAAAGUCCGGCAUACUCGGACAUCUCUGAUGCAAAUGAUGGUGGCUCACCAGACCCUCCCCCUGUUAGUGAAAGUCCACAAAUCAGAAUCGAGGAACAAGUGCCAAUCAGCAAGCCUAAAGACUUGUCAACAGAAGGAAAUUCUGGCUAUGGCAUGUAUGGGCAGUAUUACCCUCAAUCAAACUAUAUGUUACAAAAUCUUUCCCCAUCAGCUCACAGUCCAUCAAACUCUCAAAAGCCAUCUGGUUCUGGAGUGACUAAGGAUCAUCCAUCGGAUCCUAUACAGUCCUCUAGUUCUGAUGCACCAAGGAAAAUAAAGGCAGAGGCUAAAGAUGAAAAGAGGGAUGGAAGUGAGACUGGAAAAAUGGAGGCUGUCCGUCCCUUCUCUCAAUCUGACUACCAUCUUCAGCAACAGAAAUGGAUGCAGAUGUAUUACCUACAAAAUUUACCCCAUCAUCAGCAGUAUCAAUACAUGCCUAACUAUGGACCUAUGGUGGAUCCAGGAUACCAUAUGCAUAUGAUGCAGACUGAUCCAAUGUACAGGCAGAAUUUUGAGAAGAUGAUGGAUGACCCUCGUAGAAUGGCAGAAUACAUGACUAGUGCUGAUUACAAACCAAAAUCGGAUGAUGGAGGUCCGAGAUCAUCUUCUGCAGGACCCUCUAGCUCUGAAGGCCACAAGGCAGUGGGAGACAGCAGAGAGGACAAUGCUGAUGACAGAUUAGGACGAGACAAACAGAACGAGAAUCAUCAGAUAAUGAGAGAAAACCAUGAUCUCAAGACACAAAUGGAUCGUAUCAGAGGUGAACAACCUUCAGGAAGUGAUCGGGACAGGAGUCAUUCACGGCUGACCGAGGAACAACAGCGAAGACAAUAUAUGUUUCAACAACAGAAGCAUAUUGAACAGCAGAAACGUGAAGAACAGAGACGGUCAGAGGUCAAAUCUGAGAAGAUGGACUCAAAACGAGAUGAAACUUCUAAAAGGGAAAGCGAUUCAAAAUCAAAACUAGAUAGUUCUCGAGGAUUUGAUGACAAAAACAGGGGACAAUCAGCAAUAGAUAAAUCAAGAGUUACAGAUACACCUAAAUCAAAAGUAGGAAUUUUGAGCAAGGAUUCGGGGCCCCACACUCCAUCAUCUUCCUUGCCAAGCUCCGUAGCUCAAUCUCCCUCGGCAGGGUAUUCUCCCUAUAAUAUGUACCACAGCCAGUUCAUGCAGUCUCAGCCAUAUGGACAUGUUCAGUUUGAUCCCUCACAUCCAAUGUACCAGAGGGGCAUUAACCCUAGCAUUAUGUAUCCAGCAGGAGGAUACAUUCAUCAUCCCUCCCAACUAGGAUACAGAUUGGGUGAAGACACACUGGAAAAGGACCCAGUAAAACCUCCCAAAGUGCCAAUAGAAACAGAUAUCAAAGUCCCAUCAGAAACUGCCCAUAAUGCUUUGUAUCAUUCAGGAAGUAGCCAUAAAAUACACGAACUUCAGGAGAAGAGUAGGAGGAGUCCACUCAGAGCAUCUCCAGGACUGGGAAAGACUGACAGUGCUGUUCCAGGCCCCUCUGGAUCCCUCUCAGGAAGUGUAGAUAAAGGCCGGGAAUUUAGCAAGUCCCCUCCCACACAGAGACAUGUUCACACACAUCAUCACACACAUGUGGUUGAGGCAGCAUAUCCCAUGUAUCCAUAUUCAGCAGCAGGUAUCCUCCCUGGCAGCCAGUCAUCUUCCCCAUCGUCCAGUUUAAAUCAUGCACCCUAUCCUCCCUCCAAAUAGCCUGCCUGUUCCUGGUCUACUCCAGCUAGUCACAUUACUAUAAAUAGUUCAGCUAGUCAACAACCUCUCCGACAGGUACAGUUAUCUUCUCUUGGAGAUGAACGGAAAAAUUCCACAACAGAUCUGCAAGUUAUCUUCAUUACUCACUGUCUAUGCAGGGCAUGUUAACUGAAUCUUUGUGAUUCUGACAAAAAAAUAUGUUGUUGAAAUGAAGAAAUAUAAACUGGUCUUUUUUUAAUCCAAUUUGCAUUAUUUAAUACAUGCACCUUGUUCUUGCAAGUAUGUAUACAGUGAUGUUUCAGAGAGUAUGCUACUUGAGUAUAUUUACAGGUUUCAAAAUACUUUUGAUCAUUAUGAAUCCUUCUGUGAAUCAAAGUCCAGUUCUUCAAAGCUGUUAGGCAUGUGUAUAUAAAACAUACUUGUAUAUUUUGAUAGAAAAAGUAUUAGACAUUUUCUCAAUUUUUUUUUCUCCUUUGAAAGUUUUCAAAAAUGGGCAGGUUCUAGUUAGUUUUCCUCUUGAUGAAGGUACAUUUGUAAAAGAGGGGUUUUAACUAAUAUACACAUAAUUAUAUGCUAAAUGACAGUAUUAAUUCAUUGUCAGAUGUUAAUUCAGAUAAUCAAGUAAAUAAUUCAUCUCUCCAAAAUAGCUGACUAUAUUGUUAUUCUUUUAAAUGUUUACUUGUACAUUGUGUUUUUCAAUCUCUUUAUUGCAUCUGUCUAUUUACUUGUAUCCUUCUUUUUUCUGUUUUUCACAGUGAGGUGAUAUAAAAAAAAGUAUAUAUAUAUGUAAUUGUAGCAAAUUCACUGCACAUGAGUUUAGUGAAGACUGAGACAAUUUGUGAAUGUAUGUAUACAUUAUAUACAGGAUAUGCUUUCCAAGGGACUGUGGAACGAGUGAGAAUUUUUAUAUGUGUAAUCUUUAGCUUGUACAGACUGUGUUGAUAGAUUUUAUUACAAAAAAAGCUGCAAGUUGCAGUCUAGUAUCAGGGGCUCAGUGAACCCUGUUUUAUAUAUUGAAUAAAUUUCUGUAAAAAUA